GUCGCUAGUUGUUUCGCUCAUUCCCAUCUUUAGCAUAUGUCGCCGUCCACUCAGAAGCGCCGCAAAACGACCACAGACGCCAGAAGGAGGAAGAGGAUGCGCAAGUCGAGCUCACGCCCGAUCGCUCUACAAAGCUUCCGCUCCAUCCUCGACGAAGAAAGUUCCACCCAUGAACCACGUCUCUUCUACACCAGUUCCAAGAUAGAUGCGGCUAAGAUGAGAGCCUAUAACCUCACAGGAGGCGCACUGGAACAUCUAGUGUGGGCCCGCCAGAGAUCAAGUCCGCUCCAGACCGAACCAACACUACCACACUCCCUUCUCGCCGCGUUCCGUGCUCACAAGGACUCAGAACCCAAAGAGAUCAAUGAGUCUCGGAGGAGAAUAAUGCACUUCCUGAGAUUGCGAGCACAGCAGCUCCUCCCUGAAGCAGACGAGAUGAGGUCGAAGAUGAAAGAGGAUGUUCGCGCAAUCAGCGGACAGCUGAAUCUCCCCUUGCUUAGAGAGCUGAUACUUCUGACAGACUACCCUGAUGUAGAGCUACCCAACGACUUGCAGAAGGGUAUGCCGGUAGUAGGACGACUACCCCACAUUAAAGGAGUCUUCGGUCAGCGCCCACCAGGCGAGUUCACUAAGAAACCGAACCCCUUCGUUGACCCGAAAGAACUCCUCAGAUCUGCCAUGGACCGGAGAGAGGAAUUCCUCAAACUCGUCAGUGAGCAAACCUUCAACUCACAAAUAUGGGAUUCCUGCCUCGCGGAGGUCAGGCAAGGUCUAAUGGAGGGCCCUCUGUCGACCUCAGAAGCACUUGAGCGCUACGGCAAGCACGUCCUAGCGUCCAGGUUCGCAGUCGAACAGGUGGAUAAGACCAGGUUCUGCGAUGACUACCGCAGGAGCGGAACGAAUCGGUCUACCGAAUAUUCUCAGUCCAUAACUCUACCGACCCACGAGACCAUUCUAGCCGUCUGGAGGUUGGUCGCGUCCUUGAACGAGGAGGAUCCGAUAACGAUAUUCAAGAGCGACCAUGAGAGCGCCUAUCGACAAGUCCCCACAAAUCCCGAGCACUCACGGUUCCAACUCAUCUGCGUCACCGGCCCAGAUGGCAGACCAGCUAUCUUCCGGCAUAGGGCUCUCUCCUUUGGAGCGAGCAGCAGCGUAUGGAGCUACUGCAGAAUUUCGCAGUGUUUGACGCACCUCCACAGAAUUCUAUUCGGUGGUAUCAGCAUGUCGUUCAUUGAUGAUUACUGGGGGAUCGAGCCCGAAUCGACGGCACAUUCAAGUUUUGAGAGCUUGACACUGCUCAACGAACUCAUUGGGUUCAGGGAGAAAGAGUCAAAACGGCAGGCUCCAGCCACGUCGACGACCCUUCUAGGUCUCAAGAUCUCUUUCGAAGACAGAUCGGUCCGUUUCGCUCUGCCCGAGGACAAGCGCUUGAAGCUCAUGACUUCGCUGGAGGAAAUUCACCGGACGGGUUGGGCGAGUACCGGGGACCUGAAGAAACUCUGUGGCCGACUCACAUUUGCCGCUGCUACCUCGGCAGACCAUUCCUGGCGGUCCUACACAAGGAGCCUUUACUCCUGGAUAUUCCAGGGACCGAGGUAUGCAUCUCUUCAAGUCAACAAUGCCAUAUCAAACCUCCUGUCCCUUGUGAGGGACGCUCCACCAAGCCGCACCGUGAGAGUCGAACCAAACGAAGUCAAGCCGUUCGUUCUCUACUCCGACGCAGAAGGGGCCCAGAACCGUCUGGGAGGUGUCCUCUGCAAUCCUCAUGGCAGCUCCGACAAGGAUAAAUUCUUUUCCGAGACCGCUCCGCAGGCGAUUCUAGAGUCCUGGCAGGCCCGCAAGACACAAAUUGUGCCAUUGGAGCUUCUCGCGGCUGUGACGACACUACAAACCUUCUGUAACGUUCUCCAGAACAAGUCUUGCGUCAUUUACGUCGACAGCGAGCCGGUAGAGUACGCCCUGGUCAAGGGCAGCUCCCGUCAAGAGGAUCUAAACCGUAUGGUCUCCAGCUUCUGGCGUAUAGCCACGCGACAUAACAUCUCAAUCUGGGUCACUCGCGUUCCCAGCAAACAGAAUCUAGCCGACGGACCCUCUCGUCGAAGUUACGAACAUGUCGCCAACUUUUCGAGAUGGCCAGCAAGGUGGCCCUCUACACCAAUAAUUUGA
This is a messenger RNA of Perkinsus marinus ATCC 50983, 2166 nucleotides long. RefSeq lists its product as hypothetical. The transcript has a single exon. Bases 37 to 2166 code for a protein of 709 amino acids. The record is from RefSeq and is a predicted model, not a curated record. Lineage: Eukaryota; Perkinsozoa; Perkinsida; Perkinsidae.